Molecule: messenger RNA, 417 nt
Organism: Talaromyces proteolyticus
Lineage: Eukaryota; Fungi; Ascomycota; Eurotiomycetes; Eurotiales; Trichocomaceae
Product: RmlC-like cupin domain-containing protein
Exons: 1
Coding region: 1-417 (138 amino acids)
Source: RefSeq, a predicted model, not a curated record
AUGAAAACCACGAGCUUUACGCAGGUCGUUGCUAGCGUUCUGCUGAUGGCGCUUGCUACAAAUUGCCAGGUACUGCAUGCUUCAAGUUGCCAGGCAGAAGGUGUCACGCGAACGGUGUUACAACAACACGACAUUGACGUUCCUGGCAAAGAUACCGUUCAAGACAUUGUCGAUUUCGGUCCUGGAACCACCUUUCCAAGGCAUACUCACCCUGGGGAAGAAGUCAUAUAUAUCCUUGAUGGGUUGCUCGAAUAUCAGAUCGAUGGCAAGCCGGCGGUGACAUUAAAAGCUGGAGACGUUUUCUUUGUCCCGGCUGGGGUUGUUCAUUCGGUGAGGAAUCUCGGUAACAGCAGCGGGAGCGAGCUUGCGACCUAUAUCCUCGAAAAGGGGCAACCGCCAGUUACAUGUGUUCAGUGA